AGUCUACUCACUAUCCUAUGUCGGAGGUGCCUUUCCCAGCAGUCACAAUAUGUGACCCCGACGUGGUAUACGGGCCCAGUACUGAAAAUAUUACGAAGAUCUUAUCGUCUCGAGGGUACAACUCAUCACAAAUCAGCGACUUCUACCUGAGUUUCACAGCGAUCAACGAUAUCGGAUACAGCCCUCCGAUGUACUUGAAAAAAAUGCACGGAAUGCUCGAAGGGCUGAAUUUACCUCUUAAUGCACUUUUGAAUUUGCUGAAGAAGCCUUGUGACGUGAUGCUGGUGAGCUGCACCUGGCGGUCCAAGGUUCACAACUGCUCCACUAUGUUCAGAGAGGUUUUCAUCUUGUCUAGCUACUGUUGCCAGUUCGACAUGACACAUUUCCAGAGAAAUGCUCAAAGCAAUACCAACUUUAUUUCUGGGAUGUCGCCGAACGAAGCUCUGGAAGUGGUCGUCAACGGAAGAAAGUAUUUACCCAAUGGCACCACUGAGGAGGGUCAUCUUUUGGUUUACGUCCUCGACGAGCAAGAUACCAUAACUUUCCUGGACCACUCCUUGACAAUCACUCCGGCUACAUUAUUCGAUAUCAAUGUUGAUGUCUGGAUGAUCGAUUCUUCGGAAUACGUUAAAGCGUUGAAUGUGAAGAGCAGGGGGUGUAUUUUGAAAACGGAUCCCACUUACGGCACUGGCUUCUACCACGGCUGUAUGGCUGCUACCGUUAUGAAACAUGUCAGCGAAAUUUGUCGAUGUAUACCUUACAACUUUAAGUGGAGCGACCUCAACGUCGACAUCCGCAAACAAUGCUCGUGGGAACGCCUCGCGUGUAUUUACGAAACUACCGAUAGGGUGCUUGGCAACAUGAAAGGUAUAAUAGCCGAAAGUGAUUGUUACCAGCGCUGUGACUACGUGCAGUAUGACACCGACGCUAAGUACAUACGGCAGCAGAGAAGAUUUCAUGACCUAUCAAAUGGCUACUCGAAGAUAAGCGUCCACUUCAAUGACGACAUAUGUCUCAAGUACCGGCGCGAAGUGCUCUACACUUGGGACCAGGUGUUAGCAAAUUUGGGAGGGAUUUUCGGUUUAUGCCUUGGUGGUUCCGUGAUAAGUCUGAUAGAACUGGUGUGGUUCAUAUUCGACAUAUUGAUCAACACAAUAAACAACUAUUUCAGAGGGAAAGGCGAUGCGCGGUCCAUAGUCUAUCAGAACUCAAUGAUGAUAUCUACAAUCGACAAAUAUAAUGUUGGCAAACUUAAGUUCAGUAAUUAAUUAGUCGGGUAAAUACCCACUAAUUAAUUACUUAAAGACAAAAAUUACUCAUUAAGUAAUAACUUACUAUUUCGAAUUAAAAUCGUAAUAAUAUUUAUUGUUUGAGAUUUUACAACUAAUUAAAACUAAGCUACUCCGUGAGCUAGCUAAGUUUACGGUGGACGUAUCCCCGGUUCAGGAAAACGAUUACGUCCACUGAAAAAUAAGCUAAAACUACGUUGGGUCAUACGGACCGGUUUGUACAAGUUCGACUUAACUGGGCUAUUUUAAGUAGCUUAGCUAACAUAGUUCGCAUGCAUGAAAAACAGGCUUAAAUACGUAUAGCUAAGCUAAACAUAGCUGACGGUGGACGAUAGUAUAUGCCCUAUUACUAGAAAGUUGUUAUGUAACUUUUAUGUAAGAAAUUGCUAGCUACAAAAAUGUGUAUGAAGAAAAUAUCUUAAACCUAAUAUUUAACUUGUAUAGGUAAAAGC
Plodia interpunctella (Indianmeal moth) is the source of this 1741-nucleotide messenger RNA. RefSeq lists its product as uncharacterized. The record is from RefSeq and is a predicted model, not a curated record. Gene Ontology annotation, cellular component: plasma membrane. The transcript is spliced from 10 exons. Gene Ontology annotation, biological process: sodium ion transmembrane transport. The coding region runs from base 18 to 1268 and encodes 416 amino acids. Gene Ontology annotation, molecular function: ligand-gated sodium channel activity. Lineage: Eukaryota; Metazoa; Arthropoda; Insecta; Lepidoptera; Pyralidae.